UGGCCGAGGAGGAGGGUGGUGCGCCGGCCGAGCCUGGCAGAAGAAAGGCUGCUGCCACUGCCUCCCUCAACAUCAGCAAGAAAAAUGCCACUCGUAUGAAGAGAGUAUCAUCUAUAUUGCGAAAAAAACGUGACUCACUAACAUUGGAUGACAGACAUUUGUUAGAAGAGAAUGCUGAACUUGUGGAAGAGUUCUAUAAGAGACGUGAGCGUCGGGCAGUGUGGCAGUCACGCAAAACAGAGCAAGAGGACACAAAGGAGGUUCUGCAAGCCAAGUGUGAGCAGCUCGCCCAGGCUAUACAUGAUACAGAAUUCCUGGUGGUAUACACAGGGGCAGGCAUAUCAACGGCCGCUUCCAUCCCCGAUUACCGAGGCCCCAAUGGUAUUUGGACGUUACUACAGAAGGGUGUGGAUAUUGGGCAUCACGACUUGUCUGCGGCAGAGCCCACACUAACUCACAUGGCCCUGUCUGCUCUCUACCAGCAAGGUAUUGUGCGCCAUGUGGUCUCCCAAAACUGUGAUGGACUCCAUCUACGCUCAGGUUUACCCAAGACGGCCAUGUCGGAAGUUCAUGGGAACAUGUAUAUUGAGGUGUGCAAGCACUGUGUUCCGGCACGGGAGUAUGUGCGAACGUUUGAUUUGACAGAAAGAACCUCCAUCUAUAAACACACUACUGGACGACGUUGUUACAGAUGUGGUGAACCUUUAAUUGAUACUAUUGUACAUUUUGGUGAGAGGGGAAAGCUUCGAUGGCCACUGAAUUGGCAGGGAGCGUGUCAGGCUGCCAAUGCCUGUGAUACCAUCCUCUGUCUGGGUUCCAGUUUAAAGGUCUUGAAGAAAUACCCAUGGCUGUGGCAGAUGGAUCGACCCCCGAAGAAGCGGCCUCAGCUGUACAUUGUUAAUCUUCAGUGGACGCCAAAGGAUAAAGAUGCAACACUCAAAAUCAAUGGUAAAUGUGAUGAAGUAAUGGCCUUGGUGAUGAAGGCCCUUGGCUAUGAAUUACCUAUUUAUUCACGCUCGUCAGAUCCAAUUUUCAACCUUGCCACUCCGCUUCAUCCUGCAGAAGCUGUCACCUCAUCCCGUCCCAGUCUGAUUCCACCUCCGGAAGAUGACAAGGAGUUGGAUAUAGAGGAGAAUAAAGAUGCUGUAGUUACAGGCUAUGAUGUGAGAUGGAAUGAGAAGAUUCAAGGGAGUGAUGAGGUUAAUAAAGAGUUCAGGGGUGAGAAUUUAAGUAGUGACGUGAAAGAUGAAAAAUGUGACAUAAAAAAUGAAACAAAAUUUGAUAUAAAAAAUGAAACUAAAUGUGACAUAAAGCCUGUGAAUGGUGUCCACUUGGCCUGGAACGUAGAAAAUAUACCUUUACGUUGGAAUGAAAAUGUAGCUUCCCAUGGUCAGUCAUUAGAUCUUUUAAACAGUGAUAAUAAAGAUUGUAAACCCAUUUUAUUUGAGGCUGAUGAUCUAAUAAAAAGUGAAGACAGUCUCAUUAAUGAUGUCAAGGAAGAAGAUAUCAAAGAGGAAACGACUUGGAACAAUGGAGAGAGCUUUUGUAGUCAGUAUAGUGAGCUGUACAGAGCCUUAACAGCCAAGAGCAAAAUUGUUGAAACUGAGGAGGUGUUGGUAGGGUCCAUGGACGUGGAGGAGGUGAAGAGUGAGCCCUCGGACAGUGAUGAAGACUUCCAAACUUCUGAUGCUGAAGGGGAACCAUGGCUCAGUGACAAACUUGCUGAGAAUACAUUAGAUGAAGAAAGUUCUUGUUCAGACUCAGAUUCUAGCGAACAAGUGGAUGAGGCAGAUGACUGUCAGACAGAAGAUUUUGAGAUGAACAUUCUAGACCAUCAGCUACAUAAACCUAACAACAUAGACUAUUUCAAGUUAGCAUAUGCAUCUACCAAUGUUCAGAUGGCCAAGCAAGGUCAGGCUCUUCUAAAGCAGAAUGAUUUCUAUGGCACUGGUCUCUGCAUAAGGUCAUUUGUUGAUAACUCUAAAAGUGAUGACAGGCUUAACAAACUGGUAAUAAGUGAUGAGGGAAGAUCAGAUACCAGUGUGGCAGGUGGAGAAAAAAAUGCAGAAGUAGAGGUAAAUAUGGAUAUGCCAAGUCUAGUGCAAACAGAUGACAUGAGAAGAAUUGACAGUGAAAGUGACCAAAUUGCCUGCCAUACUACAAGGGAAAAUAGUAAUACCUCUUUGCCUGCGACCCCCACGGCUCCAACUGAAUCUUCUAGUCUUCCCAACUGUCGUAAGUCUCCUACCCUGACUAUGUGUUCGAGUGAUUGUAAUAAGUUAGCUGUGUGUUCAGGUGAGUACGGGAACAAUUUGACUGCAUUUUCAGGUAAUUGUAGUGAUAAGGCUGUAUAUUGUAAUAAGCAUGAGAGUGAAAUAGAUAUAGGCACAAUAGAACAGGGCUGUGACAUCCUCCAGAAACUGAGUGUUCCAUGUAAUAAUGUGAAAACAUUCAAUCAUGAAAUAAAUAAGGUACACAAUUCGGAGGUUAUGAUGAAAGCGCCACAGCCUUCCUCUGUUUUACGAGUGACUAACAUUAGCGAUCCAGAAACUGCUCGCCAAAAUAGUGAAAUUUUGAAAAAAGAAAACAUAGUAUGCUUUGGGGAUGAAUAUUUAUCCCAGAGUAAUAAUCAAUCGACUGAUGGAAGUUUCUUGUUAAGAACACACAUAGUUGAUGGCAUAAUUAGGACAGCUUGUGUUGAAACUCUUGCAGAUGAUAAGUCUGAUGUUGAGAAUGUACCAGUUCCUUCCUGUAAAGAUGCACACAAGGUUCCUCUUCCAGCAAACAGUGAUAUUACAAGGGUAACUGUUCCUUUUCCCAGUGAUACUCCUAGAGUUUCAGUCCCACCUUGCAAUAAUUCCUCUUCAUGUCAGGAACACUUUGUUUCUAAAUCCCAGGUUAGUGCUAUUGCUCAGCACUCUAAAUUGAUUGGUGGAUCCAAGUUAUCACCUCAGCAGCUCAGUGUUUCAGAAAGUGAUGAAUUGAAGUCUAUUUGGCAUCAGAGUUUUUGUGGUUCCAGUAAUGAGAAAAACUUGAGUACUUUAGCAGUCAUGGUGGGGAUGAAGGAGUGCAGACUUCUUAAAUGUGAAAAUAGAGAUCCUGGUUUUGUGAAACGCACAAGAAAUGAAGUUCUCCUAAGUCCAGAGAAGUCCAGCUCUGUCAUCCUCAAGAACAUAUGUACUGAAGCUCUGAAUGACAGUGUUGCUCGGCAGAAAGGUUCAACCAAGCGAAAGCCCAAGGGAUGUGACAAUGAGGAUGUAAAGUGUAUUUGGUUUUGGGGGUUUGAUAGUAAUGCUGAAAGUAAGGAGAAGGAGUCCAGCGAAAAUGAUAACUUUACAAGUGGCAGCUUGGCUUCAGCAAUGAACUCCCUGAAUGAGGGUGAUGAAGCAAUAGAUAACGACAAUGAAUGUCUUCCUGUUGGCCGUGUGACGAGGAGCAGGACUCGAGCUUCCAGUGACUCUCGAGGAGCCCCUGAAGUUGAUGUGUUUAAAUGUCACUGUAACGGGAGUAAUCCUGAACUGUGCAGACUGGCAAGACUUCGACCUUUCCGAGUUGCAUGUGAUGCGGAUGUGGAGAAAGCGAGGGAAAUUAUUAGAAGAAGACGUACAUACAAUUAUCGUAAAUAUGAACCUAUUUUUGAGAAAAAACUUGCAAGUUUUACAUACGAAAGAGUUCGGGUGAAAAGGAAGUCAAAAUUUGAGAGUGUGCAUGGAAAUGAAGUGGAGGAAGAUGAUGAAUAUGAUGAACAAGAAAAUGAGAUAAAAGAUUAUGAACAAAAGAUGAGUGAUGGUGAAGAAUGUCGAGAAAAAGAUGAGAAAGGAGAGAGAAAGAUUACACCAGGAUGGUACGGUAAAGGACUCAGAAAAGGAUUAAAGAAGAAAACAAGAGUGUGAUGUAAGAAGAUGUAAAUGUGAUGAGAAACACAGAAUCACUAUGAAUCGAUGACUGCGGUUCAUGCCAGGUGUGUGUGUGUGUGCGUGCGCUCGCGAGAGUGAGUGUGUGUGGAACUUGAAGCUGGUCAGUAGCUCGUACCUGAGAAAUGACACAUGAGGUGGGAACAAACUUUUUAUGUCAAUAUUAUAUUUUCUGAAGGUUGUAAUAAUUUUAUCAUUUAACACUGAUGAGGUGUACUGUCUGUGGCACAGCUCAAGAUGAAAGGAAGUGAAGUCCAACUUUUUCUCUCUAGCAUGAAGUUUUUGUAUUUAUUUUUGGAUAAUACUCUUUUUAACCAUAUUUACUACAUAAUUAACCUCUGUAAGUCUGUACUGCUGUAGUGAAUAUAAGUAAAAAUUGGAAUCUUUUCAGUGGUGAUGAACCUAGAGUGAUAGUUUUACAUUUUAAAGAGGAUGUGACUUAUGUUGGCCUGUAUAUUUGAACUGUUCAUCUUGUUAUAGCAAAAUUUUAUGUGCUACUUGUAUUGUACAGAAGAUAAGUUAUUGACAGAUUCUAUUCCAGAAUUGUGAGAAAUUUUUAAGUCCAGAUUGUCUUUAGGGAAUAUUUAUAGAUACUUAUUUUGGAUCUCUCUUAAGCCUAAGUAGGGUAGAUGUUGCAAUUAGAUGACUAACAAACAUUGGGACAUCCCAGCCAUUUUAGCUUUUUCUAAGUAGACAUUUGCUGAAUGAUCUUGUAGACUCAGGCUUGUAUGAUGCUAUAUGUACACGUGUAAGGUCUAUGAUAAUAACCUUUAAUACGGAUGAAUGAUGUAUAUUAAGAGGAGGAUGUGAAGGAGCUGUAGGAUUGUCAAUAAGAGUAGAUUGGCAGUUGAUAUGGUCUGCUAAAAUUCCUAUUGAAUCAGUUGUUUUAUUCUUGACCGUAUCACUAAUUGUUAGGUAAAAGUACUUAGUCAUUAACAGUGGUGAAACCAUCUGACAUAAUCAUUCUAAACACUACAAUCCAGGAGCUUCUUAGGGUUUGCCACCCUGGACCCACCAGGGGCCUAAGGAAUACAUGACCCCUGGCCACAUCUGUUGAUCCCUAUGAUGACCUCUUGUGGUGCAGGUUAUUGACAACCCUUUACGUGAUGUGUGUAUGAGAUAAGUAUUUUAGCAUUUGUCUGCAAAUUGUAGGGAGUAUUAAUUUGUACUUCUUGACACUAGAUGAUAAGCAGAUAACCGAAUUCCUCAAAUAAUCACUGCCCAUUUAUUGUUAUGCGUUGCUUCGUCUCCACGAGCGAGACGGCACUCAGGAACCCGUACCUCGUAAAUAAGUUUCAGGGAACGCCACAAUACAGAGGGAAAAUGUGGCUUCUUAAGAAUCAUUAAGGUGGAUAUUGGCCUUCUGCUUGUUAAACACUUAUUCAUUUUUUUUUAAAUAUAUGUACAGUAUCUUCUGUUUUUAUUCUUAAUUGAUAAUGUUACAAAAAGUAGAUGGUCAUCCUUGUGUUUUUGUGGGCAGGAGACUCAGUAUGGGUGAGUUUUCUGUUAAGGUCACCCUUAGCCAAGCACAAGAUACUCAUAUUUUGAGUUAAAACCUCCAGGCAGGGUGAUCCAAUAUAAAGCACAGUGGUUCAACAUGAUAUGGUUACUAUACAGGAGUCUUUGACUUAUAACUUGGUCUAGUGUUCUGUAUGGUUUAACAUUAUAGUACAGUCCAAUGUUUAGCAUAGAUCAACAUUAUGGCAUGGUUCACUGUUCAGCAUGGUCUUAUUUAUACCAUGGUCUAACAUUAUGGCUUGGUCCAGUGUACAGCGUUGUCCACUGUAGUGUGGACCAACAUAACAGUGAAGUCCAGUGUAAAGAAGGUCCAAUGUUUGGCUUGGUCCAGAAUUAAUGGUGACUCCAAAAAUUUUAAUUCAAAGGAUAUUUUUUUUUCUUGCAAGUCAUACAUUGUAAGGUAGAUAAUGAAUGCAGUAGUUCAAGUAUUCCUGGCAACUAACAGGAAUAUCAAGAAGGGUUGGAAUUAUCGAUGGAAUGUGUCAAGCAAAAUGCCCUUUGACUGUUUGUUUCUUCUGCACAUAUGAUACAAGUGACACGCAUAACUUAUUAUCAGUUUCUCAGUUAACCCUCUGGUACUCCUGGCCAUGGUUGUGUCGGUAACAGGAAUGGGUAUUCCAUUUUAACAAACAUUGGGUAGAGCGGUCCAGACCCAAAUUGUACCCUUAAGCCCCCAUACACGCUUUGUUUGGCCUGUGGGGGUAGUUUGAACUGAAGCCCUGGCUUGCAAACUGAACAGAAGGCUUGGAGGGACUACCUAAAAACUGUCUGCAGUUUGUGUGGCAUGAAGACCACUCUGGCCUCAAUUCAGGUAUGAUCUUGCCCAGUGCUUGUGCAGAAAUCUAUGGAAAACUUGAAAUCCUCAUAGGAUCGUCCAGUUUCCACAUGCAGAUAUCAUCUUUCUUGAUUAGUAGCUCUUAGACUGACAUUAACUUCAAGAUGUUUUAUGGUCCAUUUGAAGGUAGUCAAAUCAUUCACCAUUCUCCAAUCUUAGUUGUCAACAGCCUCGUAUGAAAAGUUUCUCCCCGGGAGUUUUAAACAUCAUCAUCCAUUGACGGUGGUUGUCGUGUCGACAACUAUAGUUUUAAAUGCGAAGGACCCUGCACUGCAGUGGAUGACGGAAAAACAAACUAAUAAUAUUGGAAUUUGAAGAUGUGUCUAGUAGCUGAUCUUCGUUACCCUCUUCGUAAUUGUUUUGUUUGUUUUAUUGGAUCUUUAUAGUAAAUACAAUUUAUGAACAUAGAAAAACAUGAUGGUAAUUUUAUAUACAGUGGGUCCCCGGGUUACGCACAGGUUCUGUUCCAGAUGACGUUCUUAAGUCCGAUUUGUACUUAAGUCGGAACACAUGUUAUGUGCAUACCGUACUGACAGAACGAUGUUUAAAAUCCCACUAUAUCAUAGCCUAAGUUCUAAAAUUACUUAAUUUAAGACAAAAGAAGAAAUAGAAUGACGAAAUACAAUAAAUGAAGGUAAAAAGUAAGUCCUCAGGGUAAUAAAAUAUUGUAAAUUUCAAGUUUAAUCCCGUUCGUAAGUCGGACGUUCAUAAGUCGGGGACCCCCUGUACCUGUUUUUUUAUUACUGUACAUUAAUGUUUUUAUGGCCUAUCUUAUGAAAUUUUCAAGAGACUUGUGUUUUGUUUUACUGCCAAGUGUAAGUUUGUUCAGCUACUGAAAUCGUCUCAUCUUUCAAAAGCUGGUACUAAUCAGGUAAGAGCAUUUAAGAUAAUUUAUUCGGCAUUUUAGCAGUUUUGUGAGUUUUUGUCUGGAAAAUAUAAAUGGGCAAUUUUCUGGGUUAGAAACCUUAAAAUGGAUAGAACCAAAUUUCACUGGCAGGUCAUUGCCACUAAACUUUAUGCGAAUGUGACAUACUAAUAAAGUGAGCACAUUUAAAAUAGAUUAUUCAACUUUUUAAUAGUUUUGUAAAUGGGUUUUCGAAUGGAAAAUAUAUUUUUUCCUCGCCAAUUAAUGGUAUUAAAAAUCUCCAUGUUGAUCGUCCGUGUAGUCUGCAAUUUGGCGCUAGUGUUUGUCAUCUCCGGCAUACCGAUCACAUGAGUAAGAUGACCCAUAAUGCAUCAGCGAAGGUGGACAGGAUUACCAACCCUACCCUAGAUGGUUCCACAUGGAGGGGAAGAGGUUUGAGCAAUUAAAACUACUGCUCGAAGAAAAAAUUCCUACAUGCGGCCUCUUCGUGGAAGAGGGAAGGAGGGUGAUUAAAACUCCGGGCAGUAGUCUCUUCAGUAGCCAAUCUUUAGACCACUUCUCACAAGAGCGCCUCUUUUCCUUUUCCAAUACCCAACGAUAUUAUUUCAACACCUUCGGGAAUGAGCAGUGGCCAUGGCUGUCCUCAGCUAUUGUGCCCCUGUGAGAUCUGAGGUCCAGCCUUCGGGCAGAACUGAAUCGUGCGUCGCGUGGCAAAUGGUGCGCUCCACAAACCUUCAGUUCAGUCGGACUGACAGACCGAACUGAUUCUGUAGCUUAAGAGCUGCAUUGGCAAGUCCACAAGGCUAGUAGAAGGAACUUAGGUGGUUGAUAUGGCCGGUACACUGUUCCCAAGUUAAUGCUUACAGGAAGGGUGCUCUCAGUGUGAAAUACAGCUGCGUGGGAGGGGUUGCACCAGCACAGUGCUUAGCGAUGCAAUUUGCUUCGAAAGCCCACUGGAAGGUUAAGGUUCCCCUGAGCAUCAUCUGGAGUGAGUGGAGUCAACAGCCUUUGAUCAAGUAAUCCCGUGUGUUACCAACUGGCAGUGUGUAUUAAAGCUAAGAACAGUGUUUUUUACAUGAAGUUGAAUUAGGAUGAGUUGUUAGUGAUCUAACAUAGCAAAAUCUCAUGCUGUGUCCGCUGAGCUAAUUUUACUAUUUUGUUGAAUAGUUAUCUGUCCAACAAUAAUUGAAAUGUUGUAUGGUACACUGUCAGGUGAAAUAUUCAGCUACAUGCACUCUUUAAAAGUUACAUUGGUACCCAUAUCUCUCUCUCAGAGGUGGGGGGCUGGGACAGUAGAUAAAACUAUCUGCAGUAGCUUCAGUGUGUGGUGGUCAGUUUCUGUGAAUGAAGUAUCUAUUCAUAUUUGGUGCUCGAUUUUAUACAAAGUCCUAAUAUGAUCUUAUUUUAUUUUUAUUUUGAAGAGAUCAUUCAUACCAUUCAUAUUACUACAACAUACAUUCAUGUAACUUGUCCUUAUCAGAAUUGGUCCCUCAUGUGUUGUGAUUUGGUCGUUCUUGUAUAUGAAGUUCUGGUACUGUACAGUAUUUGGUUCUAUGAGAAUUGGGUGUGGUAUAUGUACUUGUGUUUGAGGUGGUUUUUCUAACACCAUGGUAGGUCUCACAAUGUAAGAAUCUUGGAUGAAUGUGUUCAUAAUUUAUGCUCAGUAAGUGCUCUUUGGAUUUUUAUGACAGUUGUUAUCAUCUACUGUGUGCUUGAUUAGGUUUACUUCAGUUUCACAAAAUUAUAAUAAAUGAUGUUCUUCAUAACUAAUCAUUGACAGUAUCAACCAGCAAUGUCAGGCUUAUAAAUCUGUUAUUAAUGAACCCUUCCAUUAUUUUAUAAAAGGCCACAAAACUUUAAAUUAAAGGUGAGCAAGAAUUAUUCCUGUGCUCUGCCAGUACGGACUACACAAAGAUUAAGCUUCAUCAGCCUGGCACUGUUUUCUCAUGACAAACUGGGCCUUUACUGACUUUGAAAUACAAAAAUACAAAUUAAUUUAUAAAAUUUUAAUUCCUGGGGCUGUGGCACUUUCAUUCAUUUUAAAAGAUUUUAGGGGUAAUUUUUUCCACUCUAAUUUGGAUUCCUUUCUUAAUAAAAAAAAGUUUGUAUUCAGCAGUGAAGAAACAUAAUCAUU
Messenger RNA from Homarus americanus (American lobster), 9266 nucleotides. RefSeq lists its product as uncharacterized. Bases 96 to 3893 code for a protein of 1265 amino acids. The record is from RefSeq and is a predicted model, not a curated record. The transcript is spliced from 9 exons. Gene Ontology annotation, molecular function: NAD+ binding. Lineage: Eukaryota; Metazoa; Arthropoda; Malacostraca; Decapoda; Nephropidae.